This is a messenger RNA of Filobasidium floriforme, 1163 nucleotides long. RefSeq names its product mitochondrial tricarboxylate transporter. The record is from RefSeq and is a predicted model, not a curated record. NCBI's taxonomy places the organism in Eukaryota, Fungi, Basidiomycota, Tremellomycetes, Filobasidiales, Filobasidiaceae. Gene Ontology annotation, biological process: mitochondrial citrate transmembrane transport. Bases 78 to 1016 code for a protein of 312 amino acids. The transcript has 9 exons.
GAUGAAAGUCGUGUCGAAUCUCAAAGGCAGGUUCCCAGUUAUUGAGUCCGUUCGAAAUCUGAAUCACACACACAACCAUGUCAUCUACCAUAGCAUCAGCUCCUCAACCUCCGGUCCCUCCACCAACGGCGCCCAAGGCGAGCACGUCGUCGUCAGAGAAACCCCUGGCAUCGCUCCUCGCCGGUACUACCGCGGGAGCCAUCGAAGGGUUUGUCACCUACCCUACCGAAUACGCAAAGACGCAAUUGCAGUUUGCUGCAGGAAAGGGGAUAAGCAAGGGUCCCAUCUCGAUCUUGCGAGAGACGAUCGCUUCGAAGGGGAUCACGGGGAUCUAUGCAGGAUGCAGCGCGCUCGUUGUAGGGAAUGCUGUCAAGGCAGGAGUCAGGUUCUUGAGUUACGACCAGUACAAAUCGUUGCUCAGGGAUGAGAACGGCAAGCUGAGCGCACCCCGGAGCUUAUUAGCUGGUCUCGGAGCAGGUCUUACGGAAGCCGUCUUUGCCGUUACACCCUCAGAAACUAUCAAAACCAAGCUGAUCGAGGAUUCGAGACGGCCCCAACCUCGGUAUAAAGGUCUCUUGCACGGCUCGGCGCAGAUCAUCCGGGACGAGGGAAUCGGGGGGAUCUAUCGGGGUCUCUUGCCAGUGGCCAUGAGACAAGGAGCCAAUUCGGCAGUAAGAUUUUCAGCUUAUUCGACCCUAAAGCAGUCGGUACAAGGGUCCGCUAGGCCGGGCCAACAAUUACCUAGCGUGGUCACGUUCGGGAUCGGGGCAAUCGCCGGGAUCAUCACCGUCUAUACUACCAUGCCUCUAGACGUGAUCAAGACCAGGAUGCAAUCCUUAGAAGCGCGAACGCAGUACCGCAAUUCCGCCCACUGCGCUUACCGUAUCUUCACCGAGGAAGGUAUCAGGCGGUUCUGGAAGGGGACCACACCGAGGUUGGCCCGGUUAUCGAUGAGCGGAGGGCUGGUGUUUACUGUUUAUGAAGCGAUCUACCCCAUGCUCGACAAGCUUGUAUAGAGCUGUGGAGCGAGAGGGGCGGUGACCCAGGGAGGCCUCGCGCGCGCUGUAUCUCAUAUAGAUGUAGGAAAGUCACUUUGACCACAGGUACUGGACGAACAUUCUUGCUGCCUGCCGAAAAGCGUGUCUGUUCCGCCGCCGCGCUGG